UUCAGUGUCGACAGACCGGCAUUCCGUUCCGCGACGCCGCACCGACCGGCCGUCUCGAAAUCGCAAACAAUCGAAUCGUCUGUGGUCAUCGAGUGCGCUGUGAUACAAAUCAUUCCACUAUCAUGUCUCGGGCGUCCGUUUUCAAAACAUAUUUCUAAUAACUAAUAACGGUCAACAUGACGAAGUAUAAAUUAAAUAACACAGUGCGUUCCGCUUCCGAAGUGACCCUCACCGCGUUCAUGACUGGCAACAAAGAUGAGAAACACUAUCAGAUCCCGGAGGAUCCCAACCAAAAUGACAAUAUGAGCUCCGAAUCGAACAGGAACUUGGAAGCGGCGAAGACCUGUCACGUAUGCCCACAUUCCUGCGAGUUUCUGCAGCAAAGUGACAAGCUGGCAGCUUCGUUAGUAAAACAAGAGUGCGAUAAGUUUGGACUGAAUGAAUUAAAAGUUGACGGUUUGGAUAAGAACAUUUGUCUUUGCGAGAAGUAUAACGGAGGGUGUAAAUUAUGCCCGAAGCCCGGUGUGCCCUCGCUGAGUUACGGGCUCGACGGGAAAGAGUCCUGUUUGGCUUGCCAUGGAAACGCUUACCUAGCUACAAAUGGAUCCUACCUCGGAGGCGGAUUCCCCUCGAAACCGGACAGCGAGAGCAGUAGCGGCAGUGGGUGGCGAAGGGAUGCUCUCAGACGAGCUCGGGCCUGCUGCUCCACCAAGACGUUGCUGCGACGCGUCCCUAUCCUUUCGUGGCUUCCCAAGUACUCGUUAAGGAAUGGACUGGCUGAUAUUAUAGCAGGUAUAACAGUAGGUCUGACGGUGAUCCCUCAGGCCAUCGCGUACGCGGGAGUGGCGGGGCUGCCCCCGCAGUAUGGACUCUACUCGUCUUUCAUGGCCUGUUUUGUUUACACAGUCUUCGGUUCAGUGAAAGACUCCGCGAUAGGCCCCACAGCCAUCGCGGCCAUUCUCACGAGGGAAAACCUUCACGGAUUGGGCCCCGAGUUCGCGGUGCUGCUCGCGUUCCUCUCCGGCUGCGUCGAGCUUGUUAUGGGCAUCCUCCAACUGGGUUUCCUGAUCGACUUCAUCAGCGGGCCGGUGUCGGUGGGGUUCACGUCAGCGGCUGCGAUCAUCAUCGCCACCACGCAAGUCAAGGACAUCCUCGGGCUCAGCUUCCCAGGAGGCAAAUUCCUUCAGGUGUGGACAGGCAUGUACGAGCACAUCGGCGAGACCCGGCUGUGGGACGCGGUGCUCGGCAUAUCCUGCAUCGUGGUGCUUCUCCUGCUCAGGAAAGUGAAAGAUAUCAAAGUGAGCCCCAAGGAAGGUGAUGAUGGCAAAUCGGCAAAAUUGCGUAACGCGGCCGCCCAAGCUCUCUGGUUCCUGUCCACCACACGCAACAUUCUGGUGGUGCUGGUGUGCGCUGCACUCGCCUACUACUUCGACACGCAGAAGAAGUCACCUUUCGUACUCACCGGUGAUGUGAAGCCGGGCCUGCCGGAACUGAAGCCGCCGCCGUUCUCGGCGACCGUGGGCAACCACACGUACACGUUCGUCGAGAUGACCUCCACACUCGGAUCCGCUAUCUUCGUCGUGCCACUACUGUCCAUACUGGAGAACAUCGCGCUCGCUAAAGUAUUCUCGGAAGGCAAGUACAUAGACGCGACGCAGGAGAUGCUGGCGCUGGGCGUGUGCAACAUCGCGUCGUCGCUGGUGGACUCGAUGCCGGUGUCGGGCGCGCUGUCCCGCGGCGCCGUCAACCACGCGUCCGGCGUCGCCUCCACCGCCGGCGGCCUCUACACCGGCGCCCUCGUGCUGCUCUCGCUGCAGUACUUCACGCCAUACUUCUUCUACAUCCCCAAGGCGUCGCUGGCGGCCGUCAUCAUCGCCGCCGUCGUAUUCAUGAUGGAACUGCACGUAUUCAAGCCCAUUUGGAGGACAAAAAAACUGGACAUAAUCCCAGCGGUGGUGACGUUCGGCGCGUGCCUCGUGACGCGGCUCGAGCUGGGCAUCGUCAUCGGCAUCGCGGUCAACCUGGUGUUCCUGCUGUACGCCUCCGCGAGGCCCGCCGUCAAGGUCACGCAUGCCAUUUCGCGGGACGGCAUCUCGCACGUGGUGGCGACGGUGGACCGCUCGCUGUCGUUCCCGUCGGCGGAGUUCGUGCGGCGCGCGCUGCGCAAGGCGGCCGCCAGCGCGCCCGCCGCCGCGCCGCUCGUGCUGGACGCCACGCACGUGCAGGCCGCCGACUUCACCGCCGCCAAGGGCAUCAAGUCGCUGAUCGAGGACUUCCACGUGCGCGGGCAGACGAUCAUCUUCUACAACGUGAAGCCGUCGCUGGCGGGCGUGCUGCGCGGCGUGCGGCCGCGCGAGUUCGUGCACUGCGCGUCGCGCGCCGACCUCGACCGCCUGCUGCUGCGCGCGCACCGCGCCGCCGCGCACCACGCGUAGCGUUAGCGGAGGGCGCGGCGAGGCCCAGACCCCAGCCCGCGUGUGCAGCGGGUCAGCAGUAUUCAUUGUAUAUACACACACACACACACACGUCUAUUAUGUCAUUAUUUAUGUGUGCACUUUAGUGCUUAGUGGUACAUAGUAACAACUGAGCACAGUGAGGACGGUUAGAUAAUAAAGUGUUGCUUACUUGUUUGUUUUUA
Galleria mellonella (greater wax moth) is the source of this 2638-nucleotide messenger RNA. RefSeq names its product sodium-independent sulfate anion transporter-like. Gene Ontology annotation, molecular function: secondary active sulfate transmembrane transporter activity. Bases 177 to 2435 code for a protein of 752 amino acids. Gene Ontology annotation, biological process: transmembrane transport. The record is from RefSeq and is a predicted model, not a curated record. The transcript has 14 exons. NCBI's taxonomy places the organism in Eukaryota, Metazoa, Arthropoda, Insecta, Lepidoptera, Pyralidae. Gene Ontology annotation, cellular component: membrane.